GCCACCGAAGAUUAUUUUAAAUGCACCUGGUGUCAGUGACGUCGUUUCUGGUGUAGUGGAAAGGUUUUUCCUCCAUUGGAAGGAAAUGUAUUACGUCAUUUUUCCGCGACAAAAGCAUCCGUCAAUAACAAAGCUACGUUGCCAGGAGCGAAACCUUGACUGCUAUCAUGAGUGGAGGGUUGGCGCCGAGUAGAAGUACAGUCUAUGUAUCCAAUUUGCCCUUUUCUUUGACAAACAGCGAUCUGCACAAGUUAUUUACCAAGUAUGGAAAAGUUGUGAAGGUGACGAUUGUGAAGGACAAGGAGAGUCGGAGAAGCAAAGGCGUGGCUUUUGUACUUUUCCUGGACAAGGAAUCGGCACACAAUUGCGCACGGGCAAUCAACAACAAACAACUGUUUGGAAGAACUGUGAAAGCCAGUAUCGCCGUUGACAACGGAAGGGCCACAGAAUUCAUCAGAAGGCGCAACUACACGGACAAAUCUAAGUGCUAUGAAUGCGGUGACACUGGCCAUCUAAGCUACGCGUGUCCUAAAAAUAUGUUGGGAGAGAGAGAGCCGCCAAAAAAGAAGGAGAAGAAGAAGAAGAAGAAGGUGGAAGAACCCGAGGCCAUCAACGAGGAGGAGAGCGAAGAUGAAGGAGAAGACCCAGCUCUCGACAGCCUGAGUCAAGCCAUCGCGUUCCAGCAAGCUCGGAUGGACGAGGAGCGCGCGCGCAAGGCGGAGGCGGCAGCGGCUGCGGCGGCAGCGGAGGAGGCGGCAGAUCGCCCGUCCACGUCGGACGAGUCCAGGAAGCCGCGGAUCAAGAAGAGCGCCUACUUCAGCGAUGAGGAGGAGCUCAGCGACUGAGGGGUCUGCGUUGGCGCGCGCGGGAAAUCCAGAAACGCACGGGUGGUUUACAACGAGCUGCAUUUUGUAUAGAAUUAACCCUGAACAUAUAUAUAUUUUAAGUAUGUAUCUUGUGUCCCCUCAGCAAUGGGGAAUUGAACCAGAGAGAGGCUUUGGAACUAAGUUCGAUUUUUUUAUUUUAUUUGCACUGUGUAAAUACUAUGGGUACUUUGUGGGUACUGGUCAAGGGUACAUUUUGUAAUAAAAAUGUUAAAUUCA
Messenger RNA from Anguilla rostrata (American eel), 1103 nucleotides. It is a transcript of the gene zcrb1, whose product is annotated as zinc finger CCHC-type and RNA binding motif 1. NCBI's taxonomy places the organism in Eukaryota, Metazoa, Chordata, Actinopteri, Anguilliformes, Anguillidae. Gene Ontology annotation, cellular component: U12-type spliceosomal complex. Gene Ontology annotation, biological process: mRNA splicing, via spliceosome. Gene Ontology annotation, molecular function: zinc ion binding; RNA binding. The transcript is spliced from 8 exons. Bases 168 to 845 code for a protein of 225 amino acids. The record is from RefSeq and is a predicted model, not a curated record.